GGCUGCAGCUACUUCCUCGUCUGCCCGGCUGCGCGCUCCGGACAGCUCUGUCGGCCGCGGCGCGGGGCGGGGCACUGCGCCGAGCUGCUCUGCCUGCCUCUGCUCGUCCGGCUGCCCAGGGUGGACGCAGGUCCUUGAAGGCGCACCACUGCAAACCAGACAAAAAGAAACUCUGAGGCGCCCGCAGUGCCGGCUGGAGGGGCGUUCGGUUGGCUUGUCGUGCGUGGUCUUUAGAAUCAGCCGCUCCAGGAAGAGAGAUGUCGAAGCCGCCACCCAAACCGGUCAAACCAGGGCAAGUUAAAGUGUUCAGAGCUCUUUAUACGUUUGAACCCAGAACUCCAGAUGAAUUGUACUUUGAAGAAGGUGAUAUUAUCUACAUUACUGACAUGAGUGAUACCAAUUGGUGGAAAGGCACCUCCAAAGGCAGGACAGGACUAAUCCCAAGCAACUAUGUGGCUGAGCAGGCAGAAUCCAUUGACAAUCCAUUGCAUGAAGCUGCAAAAAGAGGCAACUUGAGUUGGUUGAGAGAGUGUUUGGACAACCGAGUAGGUGUUAAUGGCUUGGACAAAGCUGGAAGCACCGCCCUGUACUGGGCUUGUCACGGGGGUCACAAAGAUAUAGUGGAAAUGCUAUUUACUCAACCAAACAUUGAACUGAACCAACAGAACAAGUUGGGAGACACAGCUUUGCAUGCUGCUGCCUGGAAGGGUUAUGCAGAUAUUGUCCAGUUGCUUCUGGCAAAAGGUGCUAGAACAGACUUAAGAAACAAUGAGAAGAAGCUGGCCCUGGACAUGGCUACUAAUGCUGCCUGUGCAUCUCUCCUGAAAAAGAAACAGGGAACAGAUGCAGUCCGAACAUUAAGCAAUGCCGAGGACUAUCUUGAUGAUGAAGACUCAGAUUAAUUCCUUUCCAGAGCUUUGAGAUCUAAAACUUGUGUUGCUUUUGCCAUUUCAAAGCCUUGUCUUUGCCAGAAGAGUGUUGGUAACUGUAAAAAAAAAAAAAAAAGUCUAUAUGAACGUGGCAGUAUUGCACUGUUUGAAUAAAACAUGUAAAUGAAUAGUUCUCACCUUCAGUUUGCCAAUAAGUGACUGGAUAUUUUGCUGUAUAAAGUACAUUUUUGUUCACCAGAGUAGAACAAGAAGAGAUUAUUUCUAUUUAUCAAGCUUAAAGGAAUUUUAAGAAUUUUUUUCUUUAAAAAAAUCGGGAUUUUUUUUUUUUUUUCAAGUUCUUUA
Molecule: messenger RNA, 1232 nt
Organism: Eubalaena glacialis (North Atlantic right whale)
Lineage: Eukaryota; Metazoa; Chordata; Mammalia; Artiodactyla; Balaenidae
Gene: OSTF1
Product: osteoclast stimulating factor 1
Exons: 10
Coding region: 258-902 (214 amino acids)
Biological process (GO): signal transduction
Molecular function (GO): protein binding
Source: RefSeq, a predicted model, not a curated record